ACAGAGACACCAGAAGUUUCAAGUCCAUAGACGCACAGAGUAAUAGAGUCACACAGCAAGAAAACAGGCGCUUCGACACAACUGGUCCAUGCCUACCAAGAUUCUCAUCUGAAAUCGGGAGGUUGGACGAGAUUUGGAGCGAGAGAUUUGAAAAGAGAAGCACCAUGUCGCUCUCCGACGACCUGUCCAAAUCCACUCUCGGUGGGAACUUCUCCUUCAACGCUUCCACCUCCGAGGACAGCACGAUCACGUGGACAGCGCCCUCCAUCUUGGCCAUGAUCAUCCACGUCCUCACCUUCCUGCUGGGUGUCCCCGGAAACGGCGCGGUCAUCUGGGUGACGGGCUUCAAGAUGAAGAGGAACAUCAACACGGUGUGUUUCCUGAACCUGGCGGUGGCGGACCUGACCUACUGCCUCUCCCUCCCCUUCCAGAUGGCCAACGUCAAACUGCAGGUCUCCUGGGACAAGAACUUCGUCCUAUGGAUAUUCUUCCAGUCUGCCAUCAUCCUCAACAUGUCCGCCAGUGUCUUCCUGUUGACCCUGAUCAGCUUCUGCCGUUACCUUGCAGUCACUCGGCCCACCUGGUUCCGCCAUCAUCUCAGCCUGUCUUGGGUGCGUGCGGCCUGCUUCGGGGCCUGGGGACUAGCCUUCGUAAUGUGCCUACCCACCAUGCUGGUUAAGCAGAUUGUCCCCUAUUUCCAGGACAAGACCUGGGCGGUAUUGCAGAUAACUUGGGUCGUCUUCAUCUUCAUCCUCCCCAUUGUGAUCAUGACUGCUUGUUAUCUACUGAUUUGCGGGGAGCUUCACGGAAAAAAGUUAGCCAAGUCCAACAAGCACGUCCGCCUCACCAUGACUGUGGUCGCUGUCUUCAUCAUCUCUUGGUUCCCGUACCAGGCUUGCGGCCUCGUUCGGGCCUUUUCCAAUCCGCCUGCCCUGAUAUGGUGCAAAAUAGCCUUCAGCCUAUCUUCUUUCAACAGCGCCCUCAACCCCCUUCUCUACGUCUUCACUGGCCGAAACUUCCGCCAGGUCUUCAGGCGCUCGUUGGCCGCCUCCCUCCGCCUGGCCUUCGCCGAGGAGGACCAGACUUAA
Pristis pectinata (smalltooth sawfish) is the source of this 1088-nucleotide messenger RNA. RefSeq names its product C3a anaphylatoxin chemotactic receptor-like. The coding region runs from base 165 to 1088 and encodes 307 amino acids. Gene Ontology annotation, biological process: phospholipase C-activating G protein-coupled receptor signaling pathway; inflammatory response; positive regulation of cytosolic calcium ion concentration. The record is from RefSeq and is a predicted model, not a curated record. Lineage: Eukaryota; Metazoa; Chordata; Chondrichthyes; Rhinopristiformes; Pristidae. Gene Ontology annotation, cellular component: plasma membrane. The transcript is spliced from 3 exons. Gene Ontology annotation, molecular function: complement component C5a receptor activity; G protein-coupled receptor activity.